This is a messenger RNA of Epinephelus moara (kelp grouper), 4479 nucleotides long. It is a transcript of the gene igf2b, whose product is annotated as insulin-like growth factor 2b. The coding region runs from base 582 to 1145 and encodes 187 amino acids. NCBI's taxonomy places the organism in Eukaryota, Metazoa, Chordata, Actinopteri, Perciformes, Serranidae. The transcript has 4 exons. The record is from RefSeq and is a predicted model, not a curated record. Gene Ontology annotation, cellular component: extracellular region. Gene Ontology annotation, molecular function: growth factor activity; hormone activity.
UUCUUGGCUUCUUUUUUUAAAGUGAGACAACCGCUUCGGGCUGAGCAGAUGCAUUCAUCGCAUCAUUUUUUUGUGCAGUAUUUGCAACCGGACAUCUCUUUUAAUUUGCAUGCAACAGAGAAAGUUCAAGAUGCACAAAUGACAUGGAGUGCGUCUGAAGCUUUGAAGCAUUUGUGCAACAGGUUACCUAAUAGGAUAGAAGAAGAGAAAGAGUUGAGAGGUAUUUUUUUUAAAUUCUUCUCCCCGUCUGGAUGGUGGUGCCGUUCGCUGGACUCGGAGCAAACAGCUGGUCUUUUUGUCGGCAGAUAGGGGGCGGUAGGUCUGAGGGUCAGUGAGCUCACCACAGGGUGAGCAAGGGGAAAAUAUAUGCUGAGUAUGGCUUUUCAGAUAGUUAACUAUCGAGCAGCCGGUCUUGCAACUUCUGGGGAGUUGUGUAAGAGUGUGUGCGCCGGAGAUACCGUCUACUUUUUUUCCUCCAGAAUAAGCACUUCUCUCAGGUGCAACACGGUGACAGCGGCCGAUAACAGUCGGAGGGGGAGAAAGUGCACAUUUGGCAUCAUUUGUCUCACGCAGUCAAGAAGAUGUCCUCGUCCAGUCGCGCGCUGCUGUUUGCACUGGCCCUAACGCUCUACGUUGUGGAAAUAGCGUCGGCAGAGACGCUGUGUGGGGGAGAGCUGGUGGAUGCGCUGCAGUUCGUCUGUGAAGACAGAGGCUUCUAUUUCAGUAGGCCAACCAGCAGGGGUAGCAACCGGCGCAACCAGAACCGUGGGAUCGUAGAGGAGUGUUGUUUCCGUAGCUGUGACCUCAACCUGCUGGAGCAGUACUGUGCCAAACCCGCCAAGUCCGAAAGGGACGUGUCGGCCACCUCUCUGCAGGUCAUACCCGUGAUGCCCGCACUAAAACCGGAAGUCCCGAGGAAGCCGCAUGUGACCGUGAAGUAUUCCAAAUACGAGGUGUGGCAGAGGAAGGCGGCCCAGCGGCUCCGGAGGGGUGUCCCCGCCAUCCUGAGGGCCAAAAAGUUUCGGAGGCAGGCGGAGAAGAUCAAAGCCCAGGAGCAGGCAGUCUUCCACAGGCCCUUGAUCAGCCUGCCCAGCAAACUGCCGCCCGUCUUGCUCGCCACGGACAACUAUGUCAACCACAAAUGAGCCCGCUGCCAGCCCUUUGCACAGACAAGAGUUUGGAGGGAGAAAAAAAGACUAGGGGAUUAUAGCUUUGUCUCUGACGUCAUUUCUGUGGCAGUCCUCUUUGACCUCCCCUGCCCUGUCCGAGCCCACCAAUCCCUCCCCCUGCUCUCAUCCACUACUUCUUGACCCCCUGGCCCUUUUCUAAUGCCCCCCCUCGAAACCCAACCCACCCAUCCUCCUCCGGCACACAAACAUGCCUUCACAUUCUUCCUGUCUGAACUCUUUCGCUCCCUCUCUCUUUCAGUCACUGACACAAAAGGCACAAACACAAACGAUGAACAAAAAGUUAACAAUUCGGCUGAAUGCAAUUCAGGUGGAUCCUUAAGCAAAAGAGAAAAGGGAAGGGAGAAAAGAAGAUGAAAGAGAUCUGUGGUUUGCAAGUGUCAAGAGGACACCCAGCGGAAUGUUUUUUUGUCCUUGUGGAAGACAACUGAGAGUGAAGAGCAGCUUGCAUGAAAGAAUCCAUUCCACAUCAUUUUUUUCCUGAGGCAAAAAGAAAAUCUCUGUUAGUUCUUUUUCUUAUUAGUUUGCACCUCUACCUAUAAAGGGACUUCCACACUGUAAGGAAUUAUUUUGUAAAAUUAGAUUCCUGUUCCAGCACCUUUUGAUCACAAACAAAAAGCAGAAAAGAGUCUGCAAAAUUGCACAUUGCCACGGAUUACGUCAAAGUAAAGAAAAAAAUGGCACUAUUUUUUUAUGAACAAUGAACGUGUAGCUUAAAAAAAUGUCAUGGUGCUAGCUUUGGGAAUGGACUCAAAGAAGAGGUUGAAAAGCACGUUUUUUUUUUCUUUGAAUGAAUAUUAAAACUUUCCGUUUUAAGGAAAGUGUGACUUUUGAAAAAAGGAAGAUAAAGGAUAUGGGGGAGCUCCUGGCAGUGGCAAUGUCAAGGGGGAAGUGUCACUGAGAAAAGAUAUGGGCUGUGUCGGCGUCUAGGCUCACAGCGAGUGCUAGCGGCUGCUCAUCACUAGCUUGCCGGCAUAAGCGGCAAGGGGGACCUGAGACCCAGUCCCUGUUCCUCCUGCCCCUGCCAGACACAGGGAGCAGUGUGGAGAGGACACAUAUGGGACACCGUGGACCGCCUGGAUUGGGACAGUACUACAGUUCUGGGACAGUACUUUCUGUUUGCCAUGGCUUUGCAGACUGCUCUGACAGGAAGUAACAUGGCAUGGACAAAGAGCAAGUGGGAUAAUGAUGAUUAUAUUUUAUUUUGUCUUUUUUUCUGUUUUUCUUUUCAUAUCAAUGUUUCAAUGAAAAAAAAGGAAAACCCCGUCAGUUUCUGGUACCGUGACAUUCCUGUUUUUCCAAGUUAGGCUUUUAUUUUUGUUUCCAUGGUUAUGAUGUUAUUUUACAGUUCUAAAGAAAGGCACAAAAUUUCAAUUCAAAGGGAAAAAAACAGCAAUAAUGUCAACUAACAUUUUAUUUUUAUUGUAUAUCAGUAGUAUUCACAUGCUUUUGCCUGAAAACAAAUACUUGAAUAUAUAUAUAUACAUCUAUAUAUAUAUAUAAAUAUAGAUAUAUAAUUAGUUUCCAGGGACGUUGUGUUAUUUUCCUUUAGUCUGAGCUGUAUCUUGCGUAAUGAGCCGCCAAGCUUUUUUGUUUGUUUGUUGAAAUACAAAUAAGGGCACUGUAUAAAGGCAUUAUUUAUUUUGUUAUAAAAUAUAUUUGAAAAAUUGGUCCAAAUAAUAUACGUAGCACUGAUGCUCAACUGACGGAUUUAUUUUGUAUGAUCUCUGUUUUCCAAUUGGAGUUGUAAGGCUUUUUUUUGUAGAUGCUUUGUACCAAAAAUAAUGUCUUUUUUUCUCUCUCUCUUCCUUUCUCGUUUGCCAUAGUUACUUUAAAUUAAUAUUUUAACAGCAGCAUAGCCUGGAUUGCUUAGGCAUGUUAUGUCACAGAAAUAGGCACAUACUCUGAAUACGUUGGUCUGCAUGGAUUUCCGGAAGCCUGUCAGGGGUUAUCUGUGAAAAAGGAAAGCAUCAAUGAGUGACUUUAUUGUUGGAAAAAAAUAACUGUUCUACAUUGAUUGUACUCAAACCCACUAUGUUUUGAAGCCACUUUAGUAUUGAUGGCGGGGGAAUGAUCAGUCCUUCAUUAAAUCAUGUCUUUGUAAUUGUGCAUGGUGUCCUAUGAUCUUCUAAGGAGCAUCUUGCCUAUGUGCCAGUGCCACUGAUGUCGUGUUGGUUUUUGGGUCGUGAGGCCAUAAAUGUCCGGUCAGUUGUAGAUUUUAGGGUUUAGCUUACAUGUGACUCACACGAGUCAUUGUGUCGAUGCCUUAACUGGAGGUAAUGAUGUUGCUAUGAUGCUAGUAACCAUCAAAGGUCACUUAAAGGUCAUUGUCUAUCAAGGAGAGAGCAUAUCAUCGCUCAACACCACACUGUCUAUCUGUCUGUCUGUCUAUCUGUCCUUUCCUCUCUGUUUGUUAAAGACAAUGCCCCUGAUCGUUUCGCAUCAACAUUAUGUAUCUGUAUUUGCAUGGCGAGGGGUGGGGAGCGGGGUUGUUAGCCUGCCAUUCACCCCUCCAACAAUCUUCCAGUCAUCCAUCCAUUAUGCAUUUGAUGAAGGGCUAUCACGCUGAACCAUUUCUGAAGCACUCAGGAAAAAAACAAACAAUCUAUGCUCUCCAAAGGGAGAAGUGCAGUAGUUGCUGAGUGUCAGUGAUAAUCGUGUUGUUGAAGGGCAGCUGAGGUUGUUACCCACACCUGGCCACAAUGAUACAGCUCUCUGUGACAAACCACUGAAGCCCAUGUCAGAUACAAGGUCAUUCUGUGCCACAUCAUAGUUUCUUCCUCUAUUCUGUCAUGCAUCACCCAUGAAAUGGAGACUUAAUGGAUACUCGCCCUGCUGUGGUGAAGAGUCAAGCCAAUACUUUAUAUCUUCUUUCUGUCAGAGAGAUCUCAAUUGUCAAGGCUGCGUCCUGUCUCUAAUUAUAUUCUACUUCAGUUGUGCAACAAAGCAGGCAGUGCAAUUAUUAUUAUUAUUAUAUUAUUAUUAUUGAUAAUAUUAUUAUUAUAUUUUCUAUUUUAUUCUAUAUUUUCCUGCUAGGACUGCAUUCAUUCACUAUUGUAAUGUUCAAACAGGCUACUCUAGUGUUCUUAUGAAUGGCGUGAAAGACAACCACUUCUUUUCGCUGAAUAUGAAGAGAUACCUUGCCGAGCAAUGGCAACUUUUUCUGUGUCAGUAGCUCACUCAGCCUGUGUGUAUUUUAUUGAUUUAACCUCUGCACGCUAGAACGUCCGAAAUGCACAAUUCAUGUACUUUCAUUUUUAAUAUCAAUAAAAAAAACAUUUUAUCAAACAUA